CUGCUGGGUCCAGAUACGUUCAACACACAGGAGGAACCAAACAGAUCCAUCAGAGUCCAUGGAUGGAUUCAAACAACAAGAACAGUUCUGAUAAACACACCGGACCUGCUACACCCGAGCAUCUCUGAAUCCAAACUUCAAGAACUUGUAGAACAUUGUGUGAGUCUCUCUGCUCCUGGACCUCAUGUGUUUCUGCUGGUUGUCCAGCAGAACAUGACUGACCAACAGAAGCAGAGACUUUAUAGGAUUCUGGAUCUCUUCAGUAAAGACUCUUUGAAACAUUCACUGGUUCUGAUCUCAACACCUGGAUGGGAAACUCCAGGUUCAAAUUACCCGUUUCACCUGAGGCCUCUGCAGGAUCUGACCAAAAUGUGUGGAAACAGGUGGAUCAAGCUGUUGCCUGACUCCACAGAGCUGCUGUGGAACCUGAGUCAAAUUUUGAAAAUCAACUAUUGGAGCCAUGUUGACUGUGGGCGUCUAGAAACUUCUUCACCUUUGGCCUCUGCUCAAAGCCCUGAACAUAACGUCGGAACAAAGCAACGCAGAAACAGCAAGGAUUUUAUUCCACCAGCCUUCCCUCAGCAGCACCCGCCAGUCCAUGUAAUGAAGAAAGAGGAGAGGGGACCAAGCAGCAGCCAGAAAACCUUUAUGCCAACAUGGGGAGAUAAUCAAAAUCCAGACAUCAGAAUAGUUCUGAUUGGGAAGACUGGCAGUGGAAGGAGUUCAACAGGAAACACCAUCCUGGGAAGAAAACAGUUUGAAGCCAAACUGAGUCAAAGAUCCGUCACAAAGCGAUGUGUGAAAGAAAAGACUGAAAUAGAUGGACGGUCGGUUUUUGUGGUCGACACACCUGGACUGUUUGACAACAGUUUGAGUCUCAAACAGAUUCAGGAUGAGCUGGAGGGUUGUGUUACUCUGGUGGCUCCAGGUCCUCAUGUUUUCCUGCUGGUUGUUCAAAUCGGCAGAUUCACAUCAGAGCAGAUGGAAACGGUAGAAAUGAUCAAGAAAACCUUUGGGAAGAAUUCAGAAAUGUUCACCAUCGUCCUUUUAACUGGAGGAGAUUUGUUAGAGCAAAAUGGCCUCACUGCUGAAGAUUAUAUUGAAAAGGAAAGUGACGAUUCUUUGAAGAAGCUGAUCGCUGACUGUGGAGGGAGAUACCAUGUGUUCAAUAAUUCUGAUGUAGAAAAUCGAUCUCAGGUCAGAGAACUGAUCAGAAAGAUUGACGACAUGGUGAAAGAAAAUGAAGGAAGUUUCUACACCAAUGUGAUGCUGCAGGAGGCUGAAGCUGCUAUACGGAAGGAAAUUGGAAAUCAGAGAGAAGAAGAAAUGAACAGAAAGAUGGAAGAACUUGACAGAAAACAUGCAGCAGAAAAAGAGGCCAUGAAAAGAAAACUGGAAAAGGAAACUGAACAGCAGAGAAAAAUUCUAUAUGAAAUGAAGGAAAAAAUCAGGCUAGGAAAUGAGAAGAGAAAGAAAGAUCAGGAAUAUAGAGAGAGAGAAGAGAGAAGGAGGGAAAUGCAAGAAGAAAAGGACAAUAAGCAGUUGAUGGAUGAGCUGGCAGAGUUGGAGAACAAUAUAAAAUCCCUAAAGAUAAAGAGACGAGAACUGGAGGAGAAGCAAAGGCUGAUGGAGAAAGAACAACGAGAGAGGUGGAAAAAAAGACGUGAAGAAGACAAACAGACACAGCUGAGGGAGGAGAUGAGAAUGAAUAACCUCCAAGAAGAAUAUGAAAAGGAGAAAGAAAAAUAUGAAAAAUCUAGAUGGAUUGAAGAAAAUGUUUGAAGGGAACUCAGAGACCUGGAGAAGCACCAGAAUAAUCUGGAAGACAUGAAAUAGAAACAGUUGAAAUAUGCAUGUGUGCAAUGAAUCAAUUGUUUUGGGAUUAAGAUAAAACUAGAGUGACAUUAGUCUAGUUGGGCAAAAUUACAAAGACUUACAAAGGUUUUAAAUCCAGCAGGGCUACUUUUGGUCCUAAAAAAUACACUGUAAAUCAAUCAAUGGUUUUUUUUAAGGGAUUUCAGGAGGACACGUUUUUCUCCGAAGGAAAGAGGGAAGGUACUGUAGCUCCACCUAGUGUCCGUCUGUGUAUGUACAUGAGUUUUACUUCAUGGAGUUUGGAUUGUAAAGAUUUCAGACCCUUUGCCUUUGAGAGAAACAAGGUCAACACUGAAAGACAGAGACAGUUUUAUUGUCUGUAGGAAAAUAAUAUGAAUUUAUUCCCACCACAGUUCCACCGUCCUCUGAAAUCUUUUAUAACUGACUUCAGAGUCAUAACAAUAGAGGAGCCCAUGCCUUGUCCAGUCAUUGUUUUACUGAAACAUCAAGUUAGACCAACUUGUCUUCAUGUUAAUUAGGUCAUAGAGGUUAAAUACAGACGUAUCGAAGUAAAACAUAUCACUUCCUCUUCUCAAGGUGUGAGGCUUGAGAAGAGGAAAGUUUUGUUCGGGUCCAGAUGAGGACCAAUCACAGCAGGUUUCUUUAUAGCGGCUAUAACUUUUAUAGUUUUGUUAUAUAGUUAAAAUUUGAUUCCAGGCCUCUUCAAUGUUCUUCAAUGUUCUUCAAUGUUCAACUUUAAAUAAUCAAUGUUUUUGAAAGAGGAGACGAGCUGUCAUUCACCCGUUACUAUGGUAACCACCAACUGUCAAGAGCAGCAUUACAGAACCUAUACACCAAUAAAUGUCGGACAAAAAUAAGCUUUUGAUCAAAUGAAAUUAAUUUGAAAUAAACCAGUUUUGACAAACUUUACAUCUACUGUAUAAUAUUAAA
Poecilia reticulata (guppy) is the source of this 2766-nucleotide messenger RNA. Its product is annotated as GTPase IMAP family member 4-like. The record is from RefSeq and is a predicted model, not a curated record. Gene Ontology annotation, molecular function: GTP binding. Lineage: Eukaryota; Metazoa; Chordata; Actinopteri; Cyprinodontiformes; Poeciliidae.